Dalotia coriaria is the source of this 3062-nucleotide messenger RNA. RefSeq names its product tyrosine-protein kinase CSK. The transcript has 13 exons. The coding region runs from base 511 to 1959 and encodes 482 amino acids. Gene Ontology annotation, molecular function: ATP binding; non-membrane spanning protein tyrosine kinase activity. NCBI's taxonomy places the organism in Eukaryota, Metazoa, Arthropoda, Insecta, Coleoptera, Staphylinidae. Gene Ontology annotation, biological process: protein phosphorylation. The record is from RefSeq and is a predicted model, not a curated record.
GAACUUUGUUCAGGGACUCUCCCAAACUUUAGCUUAAAUUAGAAAUAAUAAUUUUUUUUUUUAGCAAGAGGGAAGGCGAAACUUUGGAAAAAGGACUUCAAGCUGUCUUCAAGCCUUCAAUGUGGUUUAAACUCGCAAAUGAUUUUCCAGUUUUUAACGCUUGCUUUCUGCUUGAAAACGUCGUGAAUUCCUAGACUUGCGUAUCGUGUGAAGAUUCCUACCUUAUCGACGUUUUUGGGCGAUCGGCGAAGCGCAACGAAGCCAAAAUGGCCGCUGGACGUUGACGUUUUGUUAUUUACGUGACUAAUAUUUUGCAAACUUUACGGAUUACCAACACGACCAGCGCAAUAAUCAAAUAGAAGCGCACUGAUAACACGCCGACACAGUACGAUUUGGAGUGCAGGUUAUUCAGUGUGAAGUGGAAAGAAGUGAUUAUGAUGGUGGAAGCAGUGCAGGACACAGAGUCAUCAAACUGAAAUUAAGGCUUCUGGUAGUGAAAUUGAAUGGAAAAUGAGCAGUCAGGGCCAGAACUUGCCCAACUCACAGGAGGUUGAUGCAAUUGCACACUGGGCUUCCAAUUCAUCGCCCGCGUAUCCUCCGCCGCCAAUUGUGCCCGCUCGCGGUGUGAAGAGGAAUAAUCCUGCUGAGUGCAUGAUAUCCAGGGCUCAUGAGAAAAAUUCAAUGGAAUCUUGGGAUAAAUUUGGGCCUAUACAAGAUACCAACUUGUUUUUGCGCCCUGAGAACAAUAUGAACCUGAAUAAUGAUUGCAACAUCAAGAAUAUGGGCAACAACGGCCACGACGUGAAUGUAAAUCGCGUCCAGAGUCCAAUUAUUCUCGAUAGUAAAUUUAAUUCGUCCUGGUUUCACGGUAAAAUAUCGCGAGAACAAGCAGAGCAACUCCUACAACCGCGCAUGGAUGGACUGUUUCUUGUGCGCGAGUCAACUAAUUUCCCCGGAGAUUAUACGCUGUGCGUAUGUUUCCAAAAUAAAGUCGAACACUACCGUGUCAAGUACCACGACCGAAGUCUCACAAUCGAUGAUGAGGAGUUCUUUGAGAAUUUGGAUAAACUCAUCGAACAUUACAAGAAUGACGCGGAUGGGUUGUGCACCAAGCUGGAAAUGGCGCUGCCGAAGGAGGCUGCGAAGACGGAGCCGAUUCCAGCGCAAAAUAGUCAUGUAGAUGAUUUGUGUAUUAUUCAAGAACAAGAAUUAGAGAUUUUGGAACCAAUCGGUAAAGGAGAAUUCGGUGAAGUGCGACUGGGUAAAUGGAAGAAACAGAAAGUCGCUGUCAAAGUAUUGAAGGACUCCAGUGAGGCAGAAGCAAUAUUAAUGAAGUCGUUACACCAUGAAAACUUAGUCAAUCUCUUAGGCGUAGUGCGAAAAAAGGAUCAAAUCUACCUGGUGACGGAGUACAUGAGCAAAGGCAGUCUAGUUGAUUACCUGCGGUCGCGUGGUCGGUUACACGUAACAAAACGUGAUCAAAUCAACUUUGCGUUUGAUACCAGCGCUGGCAUGGAGUACCUGGAGCGUAUGCAUGUGGUGCAUCGCGAUCUUGCCGCGCGGAAUGUGCUGAUCGCUGAGAACGGCAUCGCCAAGGUGUCGGAUUUUGGUCUGGCGCGAAACGAGAAGAAUACCGCGUUGGAAUCGGCUAAGUUACCCAUUAAAUGGACUGCACCGGAAGCUCUCAAACAAAAUAAAUUUUCAAACAAGUCAGACAUGUGGAGCUUCGGAAUUCUACUCUGGGAGAUUUAUUCGUUUGGAAGAGUACCUUAUCCACGAAUUCCUCUUGUAGACGUUGUGAAACAUGUCGAAAAAGGUUACAAAAUGGAAGCACCUGAAGGAUGUCCGCCCGAAGUUUAUGAAAUUAUGCGACAGGCGUGGGAUUUGCAUCCAGACAAACGACCCAUGUUUCAAGACGUGCGGGCGAAAUUGGAAAUCCUAAAACAGCAGACAUUAUAAUUUCCUUCCAAUCAUCCAAGCAUCUUGGAGACUUUGCCGUCGAUGUCGCCUGUAGGCAUCGCACGCGCGCAACAUUUUAAUUCAAGAGUCAUGUCAUAUACAUAUAUGUGGAUUGUUCGAUAUUCUAUGAUGUACAUAUAUCAUGUGUACAUUUAUUUAAAUCAAAGUCGCGUCGUCGCGCCGACAAAACGAACUUAUACUAAGUACUUUUACGGUGUUCUCUCUCAGUUAAAACUGUAGUGUUCGUAUUGUAACCGGGAUACAAUGCGAGAGCACUACUAGCCGGUAAUAAUCAGUAAUCAAUCAAAUAUAAUUAGAGUUUUAAACUGGUUGUGCAAUGCAAGUAGUUGGAAUUUGGCCAAAAUUACGAUUUAAAUUUUAAAACAAUUAAACAAAGAAAUUAAUGCGACUAAAAAUGGGCAAAUGCUUCCAACUGUUAAACACGAGUUUAUUAGAAAUGCGGGGACGGAUAGAAAGAACGUGAAUUUUAUUAAUUUUUAAUUUCGCAUCUUGAGACAUUGACAUAGUUUUAUUUCAUACUUUGUGUAAGUCGAAAAAAUGUGCACAUUAUUUAUUUAUUAUUUAUUUUGUUUAACGCUUUAUACGAAAAACGAAAGAAAAAGUGUCCGUGUAUUUCUCACAAUAAUCUCUCCAAGGAAAUGCCAAAAUAAUGAGUUCAUGCGAAUGUUUAAAACGACUAACUACAAUAAUGAUAAGAGAAACUUCCAGAACGCAAUGCGUGCACGAGAGAAAGAGAGACAAAGCCCGCUCUGAGUGAAACAAAAAAGAAAACAAUGCAUUAAAAACUAAUUAAUUAACUUGUGAUGUAAUAUUUAAGUAUGAUCGCCGAACGAGUGUGCAAGCAUGUACCGCAUGUAUUAAUCUAUUAAGUAAGCCUGAUAUGUGCGAGCGAGGGUACGAUUUCUAAGUCUUAACAUGUUGGUUUUCCUUUUUUUCAAUUGAUGACAAGUGUACGUACUUAAGGUCGGGGUGGGAUGUUCAUUUCGACUUGUGGAAAGUUUGUAUUCAUGUUAAUCUAAAAAUCUACUUGUAGAUUGUCCAUUAAUGAUUAAUAAGCAAUUAUACAUUGGGAUUUUAUCAUG